AAAAAAACAAUUAAAAAUAGUAAUUUUUCAAAGCCCUUUUGCUUCUGAAGUGCAGCUAACCUCCCGCCCAGGAGCCCUGCUUGUGAGACAAGAUACUCAAAGGGAAGGCUUGAUGCGAGGAAUUUUCUAUCCUAUGGAUAUAUCAGUUUUUGAGGUUUACCCCCCACCGCCCCCCCAAGAAGAAGCUCUGUAAUUGAUCUAGCACCAGAUCCUUUCAAUGCCUAAUAUCGCCCGGGAUUGCUGGAGUACCCGCGGAGCUGCGUCGGGCUGUCCCCGGGGUGUGCCAUGGGCUGUAUCCAGAGCAUUAGCUGCAAAUCCAAAGUUUUCCGGGAAAGCAUUUCGGUGAUUGAAGUCAAAGCCUCCAUCGAUCCCAUCCCCACCAGCAUCGACGAGUCCUCCAGCGUGGUGCUGCGCUACCGGACCCCUCACUUCCGAGCCUCUGCGCAAGUGUUGGUGCCCCCUCUGCCCAAGAAGGAGACCUGGAUCGUGGGCUGGAUCCAGGCUUGCAGCCACAUGGAAUUUUACAAUCACUACGGGGAGCAGGGAAUGUCGAGCUGGGAGCUUCCAGACCUCCUGGAGGGUAAGAUCCAGGCCAUCAGCGACUCGGACGGAGUCAACUACCCCUGGUACGGCAACACCACCGAGACCUGCACCAUCGUGGGCCCCACCAAGAAGGAGUCCAAGUUCCAGCUCAGCAUGAACGACAACUUCUACCCCAGCGUGACGUGGGCAGUGCCGGUCAGCGAGAGCAACGUGGCCAAACUCACCAGCAUCCACCGGGAUCAGAGCUUCACCACCUGGCUGGUGGCCACCAACACGGCCACCAGCGAGAUGGUCACCCUGCAGACCAUCAAGUGGCGCAUGAGGCUGGGCAUCGAGGUGAACCCCGGCCGGCCCCUGGGGCAGCGUGCCAAGCUGCGGGAGCCCUCCGCUCAGGAGCAGCCCCAGGUGCUCAGCAAGAACGAGCCAAUACCGCCCAGUGCCCUUGUCAAGCCCAACGCCAACGACGCUCAGGUGCUCAUGUGGAGGCCAAAGGACGGACCGCCCCUGGUGGUGAUCCCCCCCAAGCACCGAUGA
Dryobates pubescens (Downy woodpecker) is the source of this 1077-nucleotide messenger RNA. RefSeq names its product family with sequence similarity 78 member A (gene FAM78A). The record is from RefSeq and is a predicted model, not a curated record. Bases 286 to 1077 code for a protein of 263 amino acids. Lineage: Eukaryota; Metazoa; Chordata; Aves; Piciformes; Picidae. The transcript is spliced from 2 exons.